AUGUUGCAGACAGAGGCCAUCACAACAGAAGGGCUACGAGUUCGCAGCUUGUCUCCCGAUGAUCCCUUGCUCCCCAGAAUCAAGCAAGCGAUCAAGCUCUCCGGCCAGCACAGUAGAGGAGAGAUGCACUCGGACGGACACUGGUGCGGCGAAGUGAAAACAAACGCAACGACCAGCGCAGAGCAUGUCCUUCUCUGCCAGGCGCUAGGCAUCAACCUCGACGCGGACCGAGAAGCAUUCAUCUCCUGGUUCCGCUGCACACAGGGAGCAGACGGGGGUUGGAGUACCGCUCCCGACCAGGCGGGGGAUAUCUCGGUGACCGUAGAGGCGUAUCUGGCUUUGAAGAUCCUGGGACUCUCGGAGGAUGACGCGGCAAUGCGCCGUGCACGAGACUUUGCAAUUGCCGCUGGUGGUGUUGCUAAGGUCCGCAUCUUUACCCGCAUAUACCUCGCCCUGUUCGGCUUAUUUCCUUGGGCUGCUGUACCGGAAUUACCGCCUGAGUUGAUUCUGCUGCCUUCAAGGGUACCAGUCAGUAUCUAUCACUGGUCAGCUUGGGCGCGGGCUACUGUGGUGCCCCUUCUGAUCAUCUCCCACCAUCGCCCGAUCUAUGCUCUUCCAGGUGGCGGCAAGGGAACCUCUAGCGAUUACUUGGACGAGCUGUGGUGCGACCCGCAAAAUAAAAUGAUACCAUACAAUCACGACGAACCGACGGCCUGGAGAUCCGACCCGUUUGCGUCGAUCUUCACCUUGGCUGACUCGAUCCUGCACCGCUUGGACGGUUUGCGAUCCUUCAAUCCCUUUCGCCGCUUUGCUCUUCAGAAGUGCGUCGACUGGAUUCUGGAGCACCAGGAGGACAUGGGAGACAUCGGAGACAUUAUGCCGCCGCUGCACGGAGCUAUGCUUGCCCUGAGACUGGAAGGCUAUCCGCUGCAUUCAGGCCCUAUCCACCGCGGGCUUGAGGCCAUUGAACGCUUCGCAUACCGUGACAAACAGGGAAAACGAAUCCAAACAACUGUGUCCGCGUUCUGGGACACCAGCUUAAUGCUGAUUGCCCUCGGCGACGCAGGCAUGGCCUCUAAGCCCUGGCUCACAAGGUCGUUGGGCUGGCUACAGCAACAUCAGAGAUUAGGCAACUACGGGGACUGGAAGGUAAACAACCAUGGACUCAAGGCGGGUGGGUUCAGCUUCGGGUAUUUCAACACCUGGUACCCUGAUGUGGACGACACAGCAUCCGCAGUUCUGGCAAUGAUUCGGCAAGACGAGCGGCUGGUUCACUCCGCCUCCGUUUUGGAUGCGCUGAAUUGGCUUCUGGGAAUGCAGAAUACGGACGGGGGCUGGGGUGCCUUUGACCGGGAUAAUGAUAAGCAUUUUCUGAACAAGAUUCCGUUCAGUGACAUGGACGCAUUGUGCGAUCCCUCCACUCCGGAUGUGACCGGCCACGUCCUGGAGGCUUUUGGCCUUUUUCUUGCACUCAGUAAAGCAGAUGCCCUUGCUGAUCGCGUUGUGGCAGCUUCUCGAAGAGCGAUACGCUAUUUGUCAGACACACAUGUAUUAUCUCGGGGCUGGUACGGGCGAUGGGGCUGCAACUACAUUUACGGAACAAGUGCGGUCCUCUGCGCAUUGGCGUACUUUGGCUCGGAGAACGACGCGUUGUCAGGAGUCAGGGUUAUGAAGGAUGCAAUCAAUCAAGCAAUACGAUGGCUGGAGACUGUUCAGAACCCCGACGGUGGCUGGGGAGAGACCGUCGAUUCUUAUAAAGAUCCUUCGCGAGCUGGGUCUGGUCCAUCAACGGCAUCCCAGACUGCCUGGGCGAUCAUGGCACUUCUGCCAUACUUGCCACCGUCCACAGAGGUGAUUCAACGGGGAAUGGAGUAUCUUUUGCGGACGCAGACGAAGACUGCUUCUCAGGGAGCUACAUGGCACGAGAAAGCAUAUACCGCCACUGGAUUCCCGAAGUAUUUCUACAUGGGAUAUUCACUCUACGCCCAUUACUUUCCCAUGAUGGCCCUCGGCCGGUAUGCUUAUCCAUGUCCCGCGUGGCACGAGAAUUGGCGGCUGAAGAGAGACUGA
Messenger RNA from Aspergillus fumigatus Af293, 2070 nucleotides. Its product is annotated as putative squalene-hopene-cyclase. NCBI's taxonomy places the organism in Eukaryota, Fungi, Ascomycota, Eurotiomycetes, Eurotiales, Aspergillaceae. Gene Ontology annotation, cellular component: lipid droplet. Gene Ontology annotation, molecular function: intramolecular transferase activity. The record is from RefSeq and is a predicted model, not a curated record. Gene Ontology annotation, biological process: triterpenoid biosynthetic process.